AUGGAAAGUGCAUGUACUUUUAUGAGACGGAAGGAAUAUCUAAUUAAUGUGGAUGUAUCCUCUCUCUUUUAUUACAGUAGCAAAAAGAAGGAAGUUUUGAAAUCAGCAGAGCUGGCUGAAGAAGAAGAAGAAGAGAGAUUGGCAUUACUGAUCAAAAAAUGUCCCAACAUGAGAGUUCUCGAUCAAAUCCACGCCCAAAUUCUCACUCAUCCCCACUUCUCUCCCUCCACCAACGCUUUCUCUCUCUCCAAAAUCCUCUGCUUCGCCGCCUACAAAAACGCCCAUUACGCCAAGCGCCUCCUCUUCCACCUCCGCUGCCCUAACAUCUUUGCCUACAACACUGUUAUGCGAGGAUUCCUGCAGCAUACCCCCUCCCCGGAGCCGAUUCUCCUCUUCCGGAGAUUGAUUAGGUCCAAAUCCCCGGCGUCGAACACCUUCACUUUCGCCUUCGUCUUCAAAUCCUGCUCGAUUCUGGCGGCGUUUGAUGAGGGCCGCCAGGUGCACAAGCACGCGAUUGCGUCUGGAUUGGGGGAGAAUUUGUUUGUUCAGACGUCGUUGCUCAAUUUCUACACGAAAUGCGAGGAGGUGGAUUUGGGGCGGAAGGUGUUUGAUGAAAUGUCUGACAGAAAUGUGGUGGCGUGGAGUGCGAUGAUUGGGGGUUAUGCUAGGGUUGGGAAGGUCAAUGAGGCUUUGGAGUUGUUUAGGGCGAUGCAGAAAGGCGGGGUGGAGCCGGAUGAGGUGACGAUGGUGAGUGUGAUCUCUGCUUGUGCGAUGACUGGGGCGCUUGAUUUGGGGAAAUGGCUGCAUAUGUUUAUUGAUAAGAAUGGGAUUAAGAAUGACCUUGAGGUGAGCACGGCGCUUGUGAGUAUGUACGCCAAGUGUGGGUGCAUUGAGAAGGCGCGGGCUGUUUUUGAGGCGAUGCCGGUUAGGGAUGCAAAGGCGUGGAGCUCUAUGAUUGUUGGAUUUGCCAUCACGGGGAUGGCGAAGGAAGCGUUGGAUUUGUUUGAGAGAAUGGGGGAAGCUCAGGUUGAGCCUAACCAUGUGACGCUUAUUGGAGUGUUAUCGGCAUGUGCUCAUGGUGGGCUUGUAGCCGAGGGGAGAAAGUAUUGGUCGAGCAUGCUUAACUGUGGGAUGGAGCCGUCUAUGGAGCAUUACGGCUGCAUGGUUGAUCUAUUUUGUCGCGCAAACAAGGCAGAAGAGGCAUACGAAUUUGUGGCAAGCAUGCCCAUUGCUCCUAACCCAGCAAUAUGGCGGACAUUGGUGGUUAGUUUCAAGAAGAACAAGAUGUUCCACAAAGGCGAAGAAGUAGCAAAGCAGCUUAUUCAGUUAGAGCCACAUAACGCAGAGAAUUAUAUACUGCUUUCGAGCUUGUAUGCUUCUAUGUCAGAUUGGGUUAAGAUGAGUAGCGUUAGAAGGCAGAUGAGAGACAGAAGAAUCAAAGCUGUGCCAGGGUGCAGCUCCAUUGAAAUCAACGGACAUGUGCAUGAGUUUGUGGUGGGCGAUUGGUCCCAUCCUGAAGCUAAGGCCAUAACUGAGUUCAUACGCGAAGUUUCGGGGAGGGUUCAGGCCAGCGGGCAUGAACCAUGGAUUGCGUCUGUUUUGCAAAAUGUUGGUGACGAGGAGAAGCUGGGAGCUCUCUGGGAGCACAGCGAGAGGUUGGCCAUUGCAUACGGUCUGUUGAAGACAAAGGCGCCAGUAACUAUUAGAGUAGUGAAGAACCUUAGGGUCUGCGAAGACUGCCAUGAAGUGACAAAGACUAUAAGCAAGUUGUACAAUCGGGAAAUCGUCGUUCGGGAUAGAAUUAGGUUCCACAAGUUUGCCAAUGGAGUCUGCUCUUGCCAAGAUUUCUGGUGAACUUCAUUCAUUGUUUGAUCUCUAGAUUCUUGGCUCUCAAUUCAGAAUAGAAGUUUUGGAUCACAUUCACUGA
Molecule: messenger RNA, 1927 nt
Organism: Salvia hispanica
Lineage: Eukaryota; Viridiplantae; Streptophyta; Magnoliopsida; Lamiales; Lamiaceae
Product: pentatricopeptide repeat-containing protein At2g02980, chloroplastic-like
Biological process (GO): RNA modification
Molecular function (GO): protein binding; zinc ion binding; RNA binding
Source: RefSeq, a predicted model, not a curated record